AUGGUCUCCUCAGAAGACUACCGGAUCAGCGAGAUCUCUCGCUUUCUCAUUCUUGUGGGAGGUGUCUGUGCGAGCACGUGUAUGUCUACUUUUUACGGCUUCAACAUCAUCAGCAAAAACCUUGCAGACAUGUUCAACCUCACCGGCGCGGACUUGACUACCAUUACGACGACGGGUAUUGUGAUCGGCUUCAUCACGUUCCCGUUUGGUAUGCUGCUCGACCAUAUAGGCCCCAUGUGGGUGUGCAUGUGUGCCUGCACACUCAACGCUCUUGGUGCACUCCUCUACGCCCUUGCCUUCAACGGCAACAUCAAGGGUAGCGUUACCACGCUCGCCGUCUUCUGCGCCAUCAUGAACCUUGGCUGCUCCUCCUUCGAUACAGGCUCACUGAUGGCCGUGCUUGGCAGCUUUCCGCUGACGAAGGGCCCCGUUGUGGCCAUCAUGAAGACCUUUACUGGUCUCGGUGCUUCCAUCCUGGCCCUCAUCAACUACAGCUUCUUCCGAAAUAGCGAUGCACACUACAUGUUCUUCAUGACGGGCCUCAUCGUCUUUAUGGGCAUUGUUGCGAUCGUCUUCAUUCGCUUCCCUCCCUACCACAUUCUUGAUGGCGAGAAAACCCGCGUGCCGCAGCAGGUGCAGGCGCGCCGCCGCCUGACGGAACGGGCUUACCUGACGCAGUACCCGCCGAUGACUCGGUUCUACCUCGGCUUUGGUAUUAUUGUUUCGCUUGUCGUGUACCUGACGGCGCAGUCGUUCUCUGUAGCCUACGCGAACCCGAGCGACUCGGCGCGCAUGGGUAACACAGUUGCAAUCAUAGUGCUUGUGCUCUCCCUGGGACUCAUGGCGGCCCCAUUUCCGUUUCUAGGCGGGAUGGACAAGGAGGCGAGCAAGGAGUACCCCAAUUACCCGCAGGACGCGGGGAUAGGCUUCGAGAACGAGAGUGAUAAGCGUUUGCUGAAGCCUGCGGCUGACAACACAACUCAAGCUGAGAACACGCUGGGUGAGUUCUGCAUAGAGGACGACCACGAUGAAGAUAACAAGAAUGCACGGAGAAAGGUGGAUCCCUCGGAUAAAGCACUGGUGCACGGGCGUAUGGACUCUGAGGACGUCGUGAUGCUGAAGGACGAGAGCUAUACGCAGAUGAUGCUUUCCGACCACCACCCGCAGUAUCAUACGACCUUCUGGCAGAGCCUCAAGCAACCCGAUAUCUGGCUGUGCUGUUGGAAUACUCUGGCGACCUGGGGCUGCGGCAUGGUCGUGGCUUUCAACUCUGCACAGAUCUACCAGGCGCUCGCAAAUAACAAGUACGAGAGAAAAACAAACACAAUGUACUCUGCCAUCAUCAGCGUGGCGAGUGCGCUGGGCCGCCUGACCAUGGGUGUGCUAGAGUUUAUCCUGAGCCGCCAGCCGUCCGAGACGCGGCCGGUCAUCACCAUCGCUUAUCCCGUGUCUUCCAUCUGCAUGGUGAUCGGCCUCAUCUUCUUGCUCGCCCUUCCACUGGAGUCAAAGGCCAUUGUCAUUGGCUUCUUCUUCGACUCCUUCGGCAACGGCUUCAGCUGGGCCUGCACGGCUCUGACGAUCCGCGCACUAUUCGCCAAGGACAUAGGCAAGCACUACAACUUCAUGUACGUCGGUGCCUUCAUUGCAGUCAUUGCGCUGAAUCGCUUUGGCUACGGUGAGAACUACGAUCGCCAGGCAAAGUUGAACCGUGAUGCUGACUUGGCUGCUGGCAGGACGCCCAUCUAUCCACGCUGCGCCGGGAAGAAGUGCGUGGCCAACAGCAUGGUCAUUCUACUGUGCGUCAACGCGACGGCAAUUGUGGGCAGCACGUGGCUCCACCUGCGCUACCGCAGGUUCGUCCUCAAGCGCCGCGUUGAGUGUGCUGCGGAACGUGCAGUGAUGUCUCUUCAGCUUGGUGAGCCAAUUAAUGCCGACGAUCUUCAAUAA
Leishmania braziliensis MHOM/BR/75/M2904 is the source of this 1947-nucleotide messenger RNA. RefSeq lists its product as hypothetical. The record is from RefSeq and is a predicted model, not a curated record. The coding region runs from base 1 to 1947 and encodes 648 amino acids. NCBI's taxonomy places the organism in Eukaryota, Euglenozoa, Kinetoplastea, Trypanosomatida, Trypanosomatidae. The transcript has a single exon. Gene Ontology annotation, biological process: transmembrane transport. Gene Ontology annotation, cellular component: membrane. Gene Ontology annotation, molecular function: transmembrane transporter activity.